Molecule: messenger RNA, 1460 nt
Organism: Acyrthosiphon pisum (pea aphid)
Lineage: Eukaryota; Metazoa; Arthropoda; Insecta; Hemiptera; Aphididae
Product: fructose-1,6-bisphosphatase 1
Exons: 9
Coding region: 198-1355 (385 amino acids)
Biological process (GO): sucrose biosynthetic process; fructose 6-phosphate metabolic process; fructose metabolic process
Cellular component (GO): cytoplasm; cytosol
Molecular function (GO): fructose 1,6-bisphosphate 1-phosphatase activity
Source: RefSeq, a predicted model, not a curated record
CCACUCAGUCCACUAUACAUACUGACACAGUCCUCACUAAUCAGUCGUUUGCUCAAUGUCAACCGGCACGCCGUUCAGUUAACAGAUUCUUUGCAACAAAUUUCAACGGCAAUAACAAUACGGUUUUCGUCGUCGAUCCUAAGGUGACAAAAAACAUACUAUCAGUCGCAUAAAAAAAAAAAAAUUAAAAACCGUAAAUGUUGCGAUCGGCGGCGGCCCGACGGUGCAGGUUUUUCACGUUUUGCGAUAUAAUAGCUGACCGCGUCCAGUGCUACAGUCUCCCGGUACCAAUUAUACCGCAACCGCGUUUGAACACCAACGUUCCGAUGGCGCAACAGCAGCAGUACGAGCCACCGGCGUUCGACUCGAACUGCAUGACGCUCACGCGGUACGUGUUGGCCGAACAGAAAAAAGUUCCGUCGGCCACCGGAGAUCUGUCCCAACUGUUGACCAGCAUUCAGACGGCCGUCAAGGCGGUCAGCUCGGCCGUGCGCAGGGCCGGACUCACGCACCUGUAUGGCAUGGAUGGGUCUACGAACGUGCAAGGCGAAGACGUCAAGAAGUUGGACGUGCUCAGCAACGAAUUGUUCAUCAACAUGUUGGCGUCGUCUUAUACGGUCCACAUGCUGGUCAGCGAAGAAAACGAGACUGUCAUAGAGAUUGAGACUGAAAAACGUGGUAAAUACGUUGUGUGUUUUGACCCUCUGGACGGGUCGUCCAACAUUGAUUGUCUCGUGUCCAUUGGUUCAAUAUUUGGAAUAUUCAAAAAAACCGAUGAGAGCAAUGAGACAAACGUGAACAAUGCAUUUCAACCAGGCAGGAACAUGGUGGCUGCAGGUUAUGCGCUUUAUGGCAGCGCAACAAUGAUGGUGUUAUCGUUAGGCAAAGGGAGCGGAGUUAAUGGGUUUAUGUUGGAUCCGUCGAUUGGUGAAUUUUUGUUGACUGAGAGUAACAUUAAAAUACCCAGCAAGGGAAACAUUUACAGUAUCAACGAAGGGUACUCACAUUUGUGGGACAAAUCCGUGACAGAGUAUGUGAGGAGGAAAAAAGACCCAGAGUGUGGUAAACCGUAUGGUGCCAGGUAUGUUGGCUCGAUGGUUGCAGAUGUACACCGUACAUUGAAGUAUGGAGGUAUAUUCAUGUACCCGGCUACAAAACUAUCACCAAACGGCAAGUUACGUCUAUUAUACGAAGGAAACCCAAUGGCUUACAUAAUUGAAGAGGCAGGUGGAAUAGCGAGCAAUGGUAAGAUACCAAUAUUGGACAUACAACCCACAGCCUUGCAUCAGAGAAGCCCAAUAUUUUUAGGCUCCAAAGAAGAUGUCAACGAAUUGUUAGAAAUAUAUCAAUCAUAAAGAUUACUUACAUUUUUUGUAAGAAAUUUAUUAUACAAAAAUGAUUACACAGUGUAAUGUUGUAAAUUUUAUAAAGUAAUAAAAAAUUUUAUUUUCGUUUCCUAA